AAGAAAAUAUAUUCAAAUAGCUAGUUAUACAUGGACGAAGGACUCCUUUCCUAGUCUCCAAGCGUUGUUGAUUGUCAAUCCUACACCACCACUGCUCCUACCAACUUCCAAGAAUAUCCCACAAAACCACUCGACUAACGUGUGACAUUUGUGAAACAGAGGAAAAACAAGACAGAGAAAUGGCUGCUGCAAGCUCCUGCAAUUUCAACUGGGGAGUGAAUGGAAAAGGGACCCCUGAACAGCCUUGUUCCUCCCCAAAGUCCUCCCAGAUCCUCUUCUCUUCUAACUUAUCUUUUUGUUACAGUAACAUCAGAUAUUGCCUCUCUCUUCGUUCCCAUCAAACCCUUUUGUCCACUCGUUUCAACGAAACCAAGAAUUCAGCUUUUGUUGUGGCAUCAGCAAAGGCAGACCCUUUGAAGAUAAUGAUUUCCGGAGCUCCUGCUUCUGGUAAAGGUACUCAAUGUGAGCUCAUCACUAAGAAAUAUGGUUUGGUGCAUAUUGCUGCUGGAGACCUUCUGAGGGCAGAAAUUGCUUCAGGAAGUGAGAAUGGAAAGCGAGCAAAGGAAUACAUGGAGAAAGGACAGUUGGUCCCAAAUGAAAUAGUUGUCAUGAUGGUAAAGGAGCGUCUGCUGCUGCCAGACUCUCAAGAAAAUGGUUGGCUUUUAGAUGGAUACCCAAGGAGCUUACUACAAGCAACUGCUCUUAAAGAAUUUGGCUUCCAGCCCGAUCUUUUUAUUCUCCUGGAAGUAAGAAUUCUUGUUGCUGCAGGCAUGCUAUAUUAUUUGGUUGCAUCCCAUUAUCUGGUUAGGAAGAGGAGAAUGCGUACUUGCAUGCUGAUAUUCUUCCCUGUCCAUGAAGAGAUUCUUGUUGAAAGAGUGGUUGGACGUAGGUUAGACCCUGUUACUGGGAAGAUAUACCACCUCAAGUAUUCUCCCCCUGAGACUGAAGAAAUUGCUGCCAGGCUCACCCAACGUUUUGAUGACACUGAAGAAAAGGUGAAGUUGCGGUUGCAAACUCAUCAUCAAAAUGUGGAGGCGGUACUUUUAAUGUAUGAAGACAUUACACUCAAGGUUAAUGGAAAUGUUCCCAAAGAAGAUGUGUUUGCACAAAUUGAUGGUGCUCUCACAAAAUUACACGAGGAUAGGAAGUUGAUUUAAGGAUCUCUGGCUGCAUAGAUGGAGGGAAGAGCUGGUGUAUAACCAAUAGUCAGGACUCAGGAAUUAUGAAAACUGGUAUAAUUGCCAGCCUUUUUUUUUUUUGCCCAUAUACCCAGGUUUAUGCCUCAAUUUCCAUAAAUGCUUAGCUAGUAAGUGUCCUUGUUUUCUCUUUCUUAGAAUUACCACGUGCUUGACAUUUGAUAGUCAUUGUUAUUAAAUUAUUCUUUGAACUA
This is a messenger RNA of Populus nigra (black poplar), 1390 nucleotides long. RefSeq names its product adenylate kinase, chloroplastic-like. Gene Ontology annotation, cellular component: cytoplasm. NCBI's taxonomy places the organism in Eukaryota, Viridiplantae, Streptophyta, Magnoliopsida, Malpighiales, Salicaceae. Bases 180 to 1157 code for a protein of 325 amino acids. The transcript has 7 exons. The record is from RefSeq and is a predicted model, not a curated record. Gene Ontology annotation, molecular function: nucleoside diphosphate kinase activity; AMP kinase activity; ATP binding. Gene Ontology annotation, biological process: nucleoside triphosphate biosynthetic process.